AUGGGUUCCGAUCCCCAAUAUGCCAAAUACCCCCUCCUACCACUCGCCCAACACAUCUUCACUCUCACCAACCCGUCAUCUGCCAAACCAGCCCAACAGAUAUCUCUCAAGAGUCUUCAAGAUGCGAUCAACGAGCAUAAGAUGGCACCGCUAUACCGGUAUCUGGCACAUCCUUCUGAGGGUAUUCUGAAUGCUUCAGGCCAGAGCUCUUCACAUGCGGCGAAAUCAGCUGGACGGAAACCAAGCGCGGCCGGAAUGGUGGCAAGCAAAAACUCAAUACCAAAAGUCGAUCUGCCCUGGGAUGAAGCGUUAUACGAGAAGUUGAAAAAAGAGAACGAUGAAGAGUUAGAAAGCUUCAAGAAGGAAGAGGAAGAAGCCGAAGAGAAGGCGGGAGACACCGAAGUGCAAGCCGCAAGAGGGAAGCGUGCAGAAUUCUGGGCUCGAGUUGGCGACAAGGACCAAGCUAUUGCGGCUUACGAAGAGGUGUUUGAGAAGACUGGCGUAUUAGGUACCAAGAUUGAUUUAGUACUUGCGAUAAUCCGAAUUGGUCUGUUCUACGGCGACAAAUUAUUAGUCAAGAAGCAUGUGGACCGCGCGAAGGCUCUGGUUGAAAGCGGCGGAGACUGGGAUCGACGAAAUCGACUAAAGGCAUACCAAGGGUUGUAUCUGCUUACAACUCGAUCAUAUAAUCUUGCAGCUCCUCUGCUGUUGGACAGUCUUUCUACAUUUACCAGCUACGAACUCUGCAGUUAUUCUUCCUUAGUAGUAUACGCAGUUUUGGCUGGCUCUGUAUCGCUAAAGCGAGUCGAUUUCAAAUCCAAGGUUGUUGAUGCGCCGGAGAUCAAAGCAAUCCUGGGUGAUGGAGAGGACAAACUUCUGGCUCUUUCCGGUGCGAUAUCAGCGGGUCCAGGAGCUGAUGAGGAGAUGAAGGAUGUCUCAUCAGCAACCCCAGGCACUGCCAAAACAGUUGUCAAUCUCACCACUUUAGGAAGCGAGCAACCUGACGCCGAGAUCGCUAUAGACUUUUCACCACUUGCAGAACUCGUAAGCAGCUUGUAUACCGGUAGCUAUCGAUCAUUCUUCGGCGCUUUAGCUGCAGUAGAAGUCACUUUCCUCAGCCAAGAUAGAUACUUAUACGAACACCGAGGAUGGUUCGUUCGAGAGAUGCGUCUUCGUGCGUACCAGCAAUUGCUACAGAGCUACCGUGUUGUCGGCUUGGAGAGCAUGGCGAAUGACUUUGGUGUUUCUGUAGAUUUCUUGGAUCGUGACCUUGCGAAGUUCAUUGCAGCGGAGCGGAUUCCAUGUACAAUUGAUCGCGUGACCGGCAAAGGUAUUAUUGAAACCAAUAGACCUGACUCCAAGAACAAGCAGUACAACGAUGUUGUAAAGCAAGGAGAUCAGCUUAUCACCAAGUUGCAGAAGUAUGGUCAGGCCGUUCGGCUGAGAGGUAGCGAGCGUGCGUGA
Molecule: messenger RNA, 1464 nt
Organism: Glarea lozoyensis ATCC 20868
Lineage: Eukaryota; Fungi; Ascomycota; Leotiomycetes; Helotiales; Helotiaceae
Product: Winged helix DNA-binding protein
Exons: 3
Coding region: 1-1464 (487 amino acids)
Biological process (GO): proteasome-mediated ubiquitin-dependent protein catabolic process
Cellular component (GO): proteasome regulatory particle
Source: RefSeq, a predicted model, not a curated record